AUGGCUUUUGUGGCAGGCAUAGAGAAGAUGUUAUUUGGAGUCAAAGUAACGAAGAAUGAUCAGGAUUACCUCUGCUUCUUGUGGUGGCCAAAUGGAGGCCUGACUCUAGAACCUCAAAAGUACUGUAUGAUGGCAUACCUCUUCAGGGCUGGUUCAUCUCUGGGAUGUUCCAGCUUUGCUUUGAAAUGCACAACGGAAGAUGGUGAAGGAGAGUUUGUUGUGAGAGCUGUAGAGACACUAAGGAAGAACUUCUAUGUCGACAAUGCACUGAAAUCAGUUUCGACAGAAGAGGGUGCUGCAGAGCUCGUACAUGGUGUUAAGGGGAUGUGUGCACAGGGAGGAUUAAAACUGAAAAUAUCGUCAGCAACUGUCGAAAGGUGA
Messenger RNA from Pocillopora damicornis (cauliflower coral), 381 nucleotides. RefSeq lists its product as uncharacterized. The record is from RefSeq and is a predicted model, not a curated record. NCBI's taxonomy places the organism in Eukaryota, Metazoa, Cnidaria, Anthozoa, Scleractinia, Pocilloporidae.